AUGGAGCAGGCGAGCAUCCGUGCGACGUGCGACGACCUGCACCAGUUGCAUCAGCCGGCGACGGCGGACCCGCUGGCGACGCUGUUGGGCGACGAUGCGCGAUGGUUCGGAUGGUCGCGGGAGGGUCGCCUGCGAUGCGCGCUGUCGCAGCACGAGUUCCCAAUCCGCGCUGAACACGUGGCGGGUCUAGUCGCCGUCGCACAGUCGCAAGACGCGUCGCUUGAAUCCUGCUGCGAUUCGUCACAGCAGUCGCAGCCUCAACACUCGCAGCCGCAGCUGUCGCAGGAUGCGUGGGCGCAGCAGCAGUGGCGAUCCGUGCGACAGCACGUGCGAUCCAAGGCCUUCGCAGCAGCAGUGGCAUUGGCGGAGGCGAUGGAGAGAGCAGCGCCGCACAUUGUGGCGCACGCGUGUAUACGCUAG
Closterium sp. Yama58-4 is the source of this 420-nucleotide messenger RNA. Lineage: Eukaryota; Viridiplantae; Streptophyta; Zygnematophyceae; Desmidiales; Closteriaceae. The record is from the annotation of a GenBank genome assembly.